Caretta caretta (loggerhead turtle) is the source of this 6129-nucleotide messenger RNA. It is a transcript of the gene PRR36, whose product is annotated as proline rich 36. The record is from RefSeq and is a predicted model, not a curated record. NCBI's taxonomy places the organism in Eukaryota, Metazoa, Chordata, Testudines, Cheloniidae.
AGCUAAUUCAGCGGGGGGGGGGGGGCGUGUGUCCUCCCCGCCUGGUCCCCUCCUCACCCAGUGGGGCUGGGGCGCGACUCGGCACCGCACGCCCGGGCCGGGAGCCGCCGCCAGACAAAGCCGGGUUUGGACGGGGGCUGCAGCAGGUGGCGAGAGGCGUUUCCCCGCGGAUCGCAGCAGUCCUAGCUCGGAGGCAGAGGAGGAUUUGGCUGUUCUCCAUCACCUUGGAGGGGGCAGACGGCCUGCCCAGCACCUGGGUGGCACAAGAUGGAUGGCAAAGCUACUGCCAAUGGGCCCCCCCCGCCCCAGACCAAUGGCAUGGCAACUGCUGGGAAAGGGGCGGCAGCAGCUGGCCAGCCUGCAGCAAAACCCAAGCCUGCCAAGAACGCUGUGAGAUCAGCCCCCGUCUCUGGAGCUAGGCGGCCUGCGACCACCCACGCCCAUCCCCCUGUGGCCCCGGGUGGCGGCUCCAAGCCGCUCAGCAAUGGGGUGCCCCCGAGGGCCGAAGCCUCGCAGAGGAAGCCACCGGCAGCAGCAUCAGCACCCAAAGCUGGUGCUGCCGUUGCCAAGCUCACUCCGGCCAAAGCGGUGGCCAGGAAGCCGGCGGGCGAGAGUGGGGCAAAGCCUUCAGAGAAGGCUGGGCCGGGCAAGGCCGGGCAGCUGAAGGCCGUGAGGAAGACGCCGGUCCCAACUGUGGCCUUGGUCCCAAAGUCGGCCUCAGUGAAGCCUGAGAAACCGGAAUCUGCUAACCCUUCCAGACCCCCUGCUCCAGGGACGGAGUACACCAGAGCCCUGGCCAGUAACAAACCAGCCAUGGCCAAACCUAAGCAGAUGGCGCCACCUGGUGGCCAGGCCUCAGCAGUACCACAGCAGCAGAAGAACACGGCCGCCUCCGCAAAGAAAGACCUCGUCAGAGCUGCCCCCAUCUCCAGGGCCCGGCUAGCUGGCUCAAACCCUGCCCUCGACAAGAUUGCUGGCCAGGUCAAAACUGCCAAAGCCAAGCUCCCGGUGGAGCCCAAGGCCAAGAGCCACCCAGUCCCUGCCGCUCCCAAGGGCCUGGAGAAGCCAGGGCCUCCGGGGCCGAAGACCUCUCCCAAGGCAGGGGGCAGCCGUCCUGCCACCCCACAGAGAGCGGUGGCCUCCACCCCGAAGAGGCUGAUUGCUGGGAGCCCUGGCAAGAAGCCCCCUAAGAAAGAGGCUAGCUACAACCUGGAGCCAGUGCCCGUGCCCAGGAAAAAGCUGCUUUCCUCAGGGCAGGGAGAGGCCAAGGAAGCUGCUGCCAAUGUCCUUGUGGCCUCUCCUGAUGCCCUGCCUGGCACGGAAAGGGCAGCCCCUGAGGGCGGCGUGAGGCCUCUGGAUGAGCAAGGAUUAACGCCAGAGGUGGGCCCGCUCCUGCCCAAGCCGGUCCCUGCAGACAAGGAUGCUCUGCUCCCAGCAACUCCAGCCUAUAGCUCACGGGAGCAAACACCCGUCAGGGACCUGGAAGGGGUGGUUGGAGGUGGAGCACCCCAGGAAGGAGGAGGCUCAUCUGGCCCAGAGCUGGUGGCAGCUGAGCCUCUGUCCCACCAAGAGAGCUGUCCUGGAGACCAGCAGCUGACUGGUCUCUCCCCACCACAAGGGGUUGGCUCUCCUCCCAGGGAGAUGCUGCCCACAGCAGGCACCUGGGGGCCAAAGCCAGUGGGCACAGAGCUCCCUGAUGAGAUGCUCACACCCCAGGCAGAGCAGAGCCUGGUGGACACCCCAGCUAUGCUUCUAGACCCCUGUGAGACUGGCCUAGCAGCCGAGGGGGAACCAUUGCCCUGCCAGGAAGCCCUGAUGCCUGCUGAGCACCUGGACUUGUGGUCGGAAGGCAAAGGAAGAGCGGUUCAGGACAUGACCUGCCUGGCCCCAGCCCAGCUGGAUUCCUCCUGCCCAGCCGGGGCCUCCCAGAUGCUGCCCCUCAGUGAAGAGAUCCCUCGGGGUGGCACAGGGAGAUGGCAAUCUCCAUCCAUGUCACCGAAGCACCCGGCAGAGCCUCUGCGAGGGGGGGAGCGGGAGGAAGAGACGCCGGCACAGCCAGAGGCAGAGUGGUCAAUGCACAAGAUGGACUCAUUGCCUCGGGUUGGCCUGGAGGGGGUCUCCCCGGAAGAUGUGGCAGAGCCAGGAGCCGUGGAGCUGAGAGAGGAGCAGAACGAGGGGAGUCUCUCUCUGACCCUGCCAGGGCAUGGACAGGAGACCCAGGAUGCUCUUCCCCUGGAGAGAGGAACACAGGGCACUCGCAGGGGCUCUGGAAAGAUGGAGGAUCUGGAUGCUGAAGGAAUGACUAGUACAGAGGCAGUGGCUGCUUCCCAGGGGAUAGAGGGGCUCAGCGGAGAGCCUGUCCGUGCAGGGCAUGAGCCAGGGGAGGCGGCGGCUGCUCCCCCCACAGAACAGCUCCCUGAGGACAGCAAGGGCCCUGAAGACCAACCCAGCCUUGCUUCUCCUCCUGGCAUGUCCCUCUCUGGUGCUGGGGGGUCUCUCCCUGCUGAGCUGGCCGGAGGCACCUUGAGAAGUCCUGAGGAAGCCGAGCUGGGAUACGACCACCUAGGUUCUCCUGGAGACGUUGCCAAGGUGGGGUCUGCAGAAGGGGAGCCCUUACUGAAGGGUGGGGCUGAUGUGCUGGAGGACCCAGAGCCACAUGCCCAACGGGGGUCACCGCUGUGCCCCGAGGUGACCCUGCACAAGCCUCAGAGCCUGCCCCUGAAGAGCCUGGAGCUGCCCCAGGAGCCAGCCCAACGCCCCCCGCACCCGGGGCAGCUGUGGUCCAGUAGCGCCGAGUCGGAGGGGCCGCCCAAGAGCCGCUCCUCCAAGUCCAGCACGCUGAGUGGCCCCGACCUGGCCGGCAAGAGCAGCAGUGAGACGAGCACCCCGGAGGAGCUGCGGGAGUACGACAGCAGCUCUGGUGUGGAGUCGAAGUCGGACGAGAAGCCAGAACAGACCUUCCCUCGCAGCCCCCUGGAGGACCUGCCGGGGGAGCAGGACCUGGGGAUCCACAUGGACAAGGGGGACGAUGAGGCAGAGACCCUCCCAGCAGACGAGCUCCUAGGUGACCUGCCCACAGUGUCCUCUGAGGAGGAGGGCGAGCUGGACAGAGACCUCCUGAAGGAGCCUGAUUUCCCUGCCAUGGGCAAGCCCCUGGUGUGCCGGGUGGCCUCCCCGCGCCGCAAGCCGUCCCUGGAGGAGUCGGAGCUGGGCUCGGGUGAUGCUGGCACGGGGACGCCGGCCUCCACCAACUCGGCCACCUCCUUCGAUGCUGCCUUCCACCUUCCCUCCACUGACAGCUGCGGGAAGAGCCCCGGCCUCUCCUCCCUGGAGAGCGAAGAGCACUCGACCGAGAACACCAGAGAGCAGAUCCCCAAGGGCGCCGAGCCGGCCAGCCUCCCCGAGACAGAAGAGCACAGCAAAAUCUCCCUCCCCAGAGACUGGGGCUGCCAGCUGGAACGCCCCCUGCAGAUGGGCCUGGCGGACGAGGAGGAACCGGCCUCCCAGCCCUAUGGCACUGCUCCCCGUGGCCCGGCGGCAGGUGAGAGUGGGGCUGGCCUGGGGCCCUUCUCCUGGGGGCCCUGCCCCCCUGAAAUCCUCUCCACCAUCUACGAGGUGGAAGGAGGCGCAGAGACCCCUGGGCAGGUGCCGGAAGAGGAGGAUGGGAGCUGCCAGCUCCUGCCCGCUGACCCCCGUGACAAGGCCCCCCUGCACCUGGGAAGUCUCCAAGCAACUGUCAUGCAGCAGCUGAUCAGCCGGACUCUGCUCUUCUCCACCACUGGGGAGAUGCCAGUGGGGGGCAGAGGGGCCCCUGUCAUGAGUGAGGUGGAGCUCGGCAAGUGGACAGACCUGCUGUCACCAUUGGAUGAGUCUCGGGCCAGCAUCACCUCAGUCACCAGCUUCUCCCCCGAGGACGUCUCGUCUCCCCAGGGCGACUGGACAGUGGUGGAGGUGGAGACCUUCCACUGACUUCCUCCACCCACGCUGGCUUCACCCCCUCUUCCCCACACCUCCUCUAGUUGAAGACUCUGCCUGUUGUGGCUUAAAUCCCUGCUGUGACCUGCUCUUCUCCUUCCCUUGGCUUUUCUGGGGGAUCAUGCAUGGUGGGUUGGCCAGUGCCUCUGAUCCAGCCACGCAGAACUUUCCUUCUACCUCUUGGCCCACAGUGGAGCAAGUGGCUUCCCAAGUAACCAGGUGGAGGCGGCCACUGGAAGAACUUGCACUGGGAUGAGACGUAGCUGCUUCCCCCAAGUCCUUGACUUUGGUUUCAAAUGUCUGAAUUCUGAUCUUGUCCCCUCUUCCCCAGCUCCAUGGAGCUCCCAGAGCCUGCAGGUGAAGGGUUAACAGCAGGAUGGGCAAAACUCUUUUUUGCAAGCCCCUUCCUAAGGUGGGGUGAGCCCAUAAGAGCCCCUGCCUGCCACAUACCUCCUGAGUCUGGUCCCUUAAGAGACCCUUUUAGUUCGUUAGCCCUGGUGGCCUCCAUAAGGAAUCUAAAAUCUACAGGUUCUUUGGAAGAGGGGUUGGCAGUUCCCAGCCAGUUCUCAAACAGCCAAGCCCAUCUCUUCACCUCCUUCCCACCCGCUGCUAGAAGAGGCCUCAUUCCUUCAGAACAGUGCCAACCGCCCAUGGUGUAGCUGGAAGAAUCGAAGCCAUGGCGGCCGUGGAGCUUUCCUUGCCCAGGGGCUCUUCCCCCUCGAAGACAUCGAAGAGUUGGGGUGGGUCAGUUGGGUCCAUGAUCUGUCUAGCCUGUGGCAGGAUGGGGGGAGGAAGAAUGGCAUGGCCUUAAAGCUGGACCUAACUCUUCAAUGAAUGUUCUCUAAUUCUCUUCCCCCCCACCACCAUGCUCUUGGAGCUGGGCUCAUGGACCGGGGCUGGGGGCCUGUGCUGCAUGCAUGGGGGUAGUUUGACAUGAUUUGCUUGCUGCAUUGGAAGAGAGCAGAGGCGUUGGCUGACGUUCCUGCUGUUGCAUUGUGGGGGUGUGUUGUUGUGUUUGCUUUUUGCUGCUGUGGAUGUAGCCUUUAUGCACAGAUCUGCUCUCUCUGUUGACUGCCGCUGCCCAGCCAAAACUCCAGUAGCUGAAAGAGCCCUGGUGGUGGAUGGGUGGGGGGUGGAUUGAAGGCUUGGAUCCUCAGGUCGGGCCUGGGUGCAGGGGGUUGGGGAGGGUCAUGGGCAGAGUGGGGUGGAGAGGCUUGGAGGGGGGCUGGGAAUUCCUCUCCUGCAGGGGCCAAGCCUCUGGCAAGGGGGUGUGUUUUGAGGCAGCCCUGCACUCUAGCAGUCCCUAGCUGCUCGCCCCUUGUGUCUAUGGGCAGGCUGGCUUACAAGAAGCCUCUGCCUAGGUCCAGCCUCCUGACUACUGGUGGCAGAGAGGAAGGCCCCAUGGUGCCAUCUCCACCAUAACAGCUCAGCCCUGCUUCCCUCUACUGUGCUGCUCGGCUCCAGGGGAGGCGCUGGGCUGGAUGCUGUGGCGGGGGACCUCUCUGGUGCUCUUCAGCACAGCAAGGGUCUCUUCUCCAUGCCCACCGAGGUCCUCAGGUAAGCCAUGGAUGGCACCAAACUCUGCUCAUCUUCCAUAAAGUUCCACGGGGAAGCUCCUCGCUGGAGGAACCCCAAGGCUGCUGGCUGACUUCACCCCAUGGAGAGGUGGCAGCAGGCUUCUUGCCAUGGCCUAGCCACGGCUCACUACUGAAGUUUAGAGGAGCCAGAUGUCAAGCCAGCCAUGCAACUCUAUGCAGCCUCCUGCCCCUCAGACUUGGCCAUCUUCAAGGGAUAGGCCUGCGUUCUCCAACACUUGGAUCUCAAAGGGGAAAGCACGGGCCGAAGAAGAGCCCAGCUCUUCAGCCAUUCCCAGUCAAUGGGCGUCCGUGCGGUUAGGCUGCGUCUUGCGGAGAGGGACGUGGUUCUUCAGCCUACCGCCCCUAGAGCCACAGCCUGCUAAUGUGUGUAACGGUGUUGUCGUGAACUGUAGGGAACCUAGCUGUAGUGGAGCAAGUGGCCUUUUUGAUGAAGUGUGUGUCCUGCUGGUUUCAUUUUAACAUGACAAACUGUGAACAGGAAACUCAUUUAAACAACAGCUGUGGCUUUUUUUUUAAGAGACUCUUUAGGUUUUUAAUAAAGAUGAAUUAAAUGCUC